GCUCGUGACAGAAUGGAUCUACCUGAUCCCCAAUCAUAUUCAGAUUUGAUAAAUGUUAUGUACAGUGCAGCGUUUGGUUCAUUAAAAAGAUACACAAAUAUGAAUUCAAUUCAGUUAAACUACGUAGGUAAUGAUGCAUUAAUUAUCGGAGAUCCUGAUUUCAUUCAGUCAAUAAAUUUCACUGUCAUUCAUACAAGCUCAACAGCUUCAGUUGCGCCGGAAUUUAACAAUGCUCAGUUACUCACUUACAUCUUAGCAGAAGUGAAUGGUCAUGUAUUUCCAAUUGUUACCAUAUUAUGGUCUCGAAGGACUCCAGCAGUGUGUGCCGCUGUUUUGAAUAUUAUACAUCAUCGAUAUAUUAGAAAUGCGCCACUUACGAUCUUUACUAAUUUUGAUUUGAAGCUGUACUUUGAGCAUGAGUUUCCUAAUAGCGUAAUUCUGGGAACUUAUCAUAGUUAUUGUCGUAUUAUUUUUCAAAAAGCUUUGAAUCUGGAACUUGACACUAAUGCCAUUGAAGUUCAAGAGUUUCUAAAAAAAUGUAUGGGACUUAUUCUUUUGCCAGAGAAUCAUACUUCUGCAGCAUUGACGAGUUUGACUCAAUCUCUUCCACCUAAUUGGCUUCACCAGUUACAACCGUUUAUUAACGACUUUUAUUGCGGAAACAGUGGAGUGCUGUUAAUGAUAAUAGAAUUUCACCUUUGGAAUUUUUAAACGCUGUAAUGCCAAUCCAAACAGAAUAUUUUAACAAUUUACUUCACAAUGCUGAAUUUUUGAUAGAACAGCAACUGCUUGUUAAUGAAACAAAUAAUGUAGAACCUAUGGUUGAAGCUAUUGAAAUGAUAUGUACAAUCUGCUAUGAUGAUCCUGUUACUGUUGUCUGCUUACCAUGUCUUCACAUACAAAUGUGCACUGAGUGUGCCAAUAACACUCAGGAGCAAGCAAGAAUAAAUCACAGACCUCUCUUGUGUCCUUUUGUAACUUGCCGUCAGAGCUUCGUCAAGGGAACUUCAGAGUUGAUCCACAAAUCAAUAUUCCAUUAAUGACAUGUGAAUUAUGUAAUAUUAAUUCAGUAAAAAUUGUUUGUUUUCCGUGCUUGCACAUAAAAAUGUGUGUACCUUGCUCUGAAGAAAGAGCAGCAGCUGCUGUUAAUGAAGAUAUCGAUGUACACUGCCCAUUUUGUGAUAAGCCAGCUGUAUUCCAGCGAGGAUUUUUUCCUCUUGCUUAAACUUACUUUUAUUUAAA
Molecule: messenger RNA, 1242 nt
Organism: Microplitis mediator
Lineage: Eukaryota; Metazoa; Arthropoda; Insecta; Hymenoptera; Braconidae
Exons: 4
Coding region: 13-711 (232 amino acids)
Source: RefSeq, a predicted model, not a curated record